AGUGUAAUAAAUAGGCUCCUCGCAAGUCUGAAAGAACCCAACCAACCACUUUGGUUUCUUCAUUGGGUUCCGAGCAGCAGCCGUGAUUUGCCCUUUCUCCUCUCUCAGAGGCACCCAACAACGAUAAUGGGUUUCUUUUCCUUCCUUGGAAGGCUUCUCUUUGCCUCUCUUUUCAUCCUCUCCGCUUGGCAAAUGUUCAAUGAUUUUGGCGACGAUGGUGGCCCUGCUGCAGUGGAACUAGCUCCAAAAAUUGAUUCUAUUCAUAGAUAUCUAACCUCCAAGAUUGGAGAUGGAGUGCCAACAAUUGAUGUUAAGCAUGUGGUUUUGGCUUCAAUGGCUCUUAAAGGUCUUGGUGGGAUUUUAUUUGUAUUUGGCAGCACCACCGGUGCCUAUUUGCUGAUGUACUACCUGCUAUUUAUGACUCCAUUGCUACACGAUUUCUACGACUACGAAUUUGAUGAUCCAAUAUUUCAUGCUCUUCUUCCGGAUUUCAUUCAGAGUGUUGCACUGCUCGGCGCACUUCUUUUCUUUGUUGGAAUGAAGAACGUGCUUCCAAGGAAAGUAAUCAAGAAGAAACCUCCGAAAACUAAGACAAUUUAGAUUUCUUGAGGAAAUGAUUUGAAAUGCUGCUCGAUGGUACGUACUCUUCUAGAAUGUGCUUCCAAGGUUGGUGUAGCCGUUCUAGAACGUUUUUGGUUCAAUGGUUUUCGUUGUAAUUCUCUUUUAUUCGACGUAUUUCAAUAUUUUAUUUAUUAUCAACUCUUAAUUGGAUAUUUUUCUUAACACGGAAAGAUAUUCUUUAGAUGGAAAUCGUGUCGUUGGAAUUCUUUAUAAAUUAUUAGUUGAUU
Messenger RNA from Cynara cardunculus var. scolymus (artichoke), 848 nucleotides. RefSeq lists its product as uncharacterized. The transcript has 5 exons. NCBI's taxonomy places the organism in Eukaryota, Viridiplantae, Streptophyta, Magnoliopsida, Asterales, Asteraceae. The coding region runs from base 127 to 600 and encodes 157 amino acids. The record is from RefSeq and is a predicted model, not a curated record.